CCCCUCCCUUUCUCACCAUUCACUCCUGUGCAGUGAUGUACUGAAAGGUAAAGAUGUGAAUCCACACUGCGACUUGUGCAACAGCGAGCGGAUACUACUGCAGACUGAACACCUUCAUAUGAUAUGAACACUUCAACAACAGAGAAUUACUGUGACUGCUGGCCUCAACCCAGCAUGAUAAUAUUAUUUCACACUCCAGUAUCUCCAGUGGGCAGACAGUAAGGACCAGUCGGCACUAUGCGAUGUGUGUAAGAGACCAAUGGUGUUGUGGCCCCAGGCGGGAUGCUGCUGACGGGCUGGUCAGUAUGACUCUGCUGGACGUGUGGCUGUCACGCUCCAUCCCCAUGUGCCUGCUCCUUCAGAGCCUUGUACUCAUGGCCCUGUGCUUCCCCUCGGCCAGCAUGUGUCCCAAGGGCUGCAUCUGCCAGCGCGAUCCCCACCUCCACGGACUCAAUGUUACCUGCAGUCAGUCCCGCCUCAAAGAGAUCCCUCCCAGCCUCCCGGUUGAUACUGUCCUGCUGAGGUUGGAUCACAACCAAAUAGGAGCUGUGCCCGAUCAAACCUUCCAUGGGCUUAGACUUUUGAGAGAGCUCAAUCUUUCAUACAAUGCGGUGGAGACUUUAGGGGAGGCGGCCUUCAGUGGCAUAGAAGGGACUUUACAGGUACUGGACCUCUCCCACAACCGUAUUACUAGCGUACACAAGGAUGCUUUUGCUCGGCUCAAGGCCCGCGUCAUUGUGGACGAUAACCCCUGGCAUUGUGACUGUGCCCUCCAGCAGGCUAUCAGUGGAAUGGCCCAUAACCACGAAGCCGCCGCCCGGGUUCUCUGCAGGAGCUCAGAGCUUCGUGACCAGGAGGGAAGACCGUUCUUGGCAGUAGACACUGACCUCUGUAACCUGGCCAAAAGGACCACAGACUAUGCGAUGCUGGUUACCAUGUUCGGUUGGUUUGCCAUGGUCAUUUCAUAUGUGGUGUAUUAUGUUCGGCAGAAUCAGGAGGAUGCCCGACGCCACUUGGAGUACCUCAAGUCUCUCCCUAGCAAACCCAAGAAACCUGACGAGGCUGAUGAUAUUAGCACUGUUGUCUGACAGUAGCGUCAAUGUGACUGUGUCCACCACAAACCGAAUGAACACCAAAAUGUUUAUGUAACAGGACCCACUUUUAGUGUUUACUAUUUGUACUACUAGUGAUGUG
Molecule: messenger RNA, 1194 nt
Organism: Lates calcarifer (barramundi perch)
Lineage: Eukaryota; Metazoa; Chordata; Actinopteri; Centropomidae
Product: leucine-rich repeat-containing protein 3B
Exons: 2
Coding region: 243-1088 (281 amino acids)
Molecular function (GO): protein binding
Source: RefSeq, a predicted model, not a curated record